GCUAUAUACCUUAGAGUAGCAAUAUUCAAAGUCUAGUCAACUGCAAGCAGAGAAAGACGGGCGAAUUUAACGCACCAGUGUUGUGUUUUGGUUUUAACUGUUUCAUUUGAAAUAAACAUUGCAUUACGUUUACCUUUUUAUACGGAUAUAUUGGAUAUACUAGGGGACAGCGGGAUAUAAGGUUAUAUCGACAAAGAUGGCUUCAUCUGUCAACAGCAAAAAAGACGAAAAGGGAAGGAACAUCCAAGUUGUCGUAAGAUGCAGACCUUUCAACACUGCAGAACGCAAACCCGGGUCUCAUUCUAUACUGGAAUGCGACCCCAUAAGACGGGAGCUAAAUGUGCGUACUGGGGGCAUCGGCGAUAAAUCCGGCAGGAAGACCUACACCUUCGAUAUGGUUUUUGGUCCUUUGGCCAAACAAAUUGAGGUGUACAGAAGUGUGGUCUGUCCGAUUUUGGAUGAAGUGAUCAUGGGAUACAACUGCACCGUUUUUGCAUAUGGACAGACUGGCACUGGAAAAACGUUCACAAUGGAGGGUGAAAGAUCAGCUGACGGGGAAUUUACAUGGGAAGAGGAUCCUCUGGCAGGCAUUAUUCCUCGAACACUCCACCAGAUUUUUGAGAAACUUUCAACCAAUGGGACAGAGUUCUCAGUCAAGGUUUCUUUGCUGGAGAUCUACAACGAGGAGCUCUUUGACCUCCUCAGCCCUUGCCCGGACGUGACUGAGCGGCUUCAAAUGUUUGAUGAUCCUCGUAACAAGCGAGGGGUCAUCAUCAAGGGCCUGGAAGAAAUUACAGUGCACAACAAAGAUGAAGUUUAUCUGAUUCUGGAGCGAGGGGCAGCCAAGAGGAAGACUGCAUCCACCCUGAUGAAUGCCUACUCCAGCCGCUCUCACUCGGUCUUCUCCGUCACCAUUCACAUGAAGGAGACCACUGUCGAUGGGGAAGAGCUGGUCAAGAUUGGGAAGCUGAAUUUGGUGGAUCUCGCUGGCAGCGAGAACAUCGGCCGUUCAGGGGCCGUGGACAAACGGGCCCGCGAAGCCGGCAACAUCAAUCAGUCCCUGCUGACGCUGGGUCGGGUGAUCACCGCCCUGGUGGAGAGGACCCCCCACGUGCCGUACAGGGAGUCCAAGCUCACCCGCAUCCUCCAGGACUCCCUCGGGGGGCGCACCAAAACGUCCAUCAUCGCCACCAUCUCCCCCGCCUCCAUUAACCUCGAGGAAACAUUGAGCACCCUUGAAUAUGCAAAUAGAGCAAAGAACAUCAUGAAUAAGCCCGAAGUGAAUCAGAAACUGACAAAGAGGGCCCUCAUCAAGGAAUACACUGAGGAAAUUGAACGCCUGAAACGGGACCUGGCCGCCUCUCGGGAUAAGAAUGGAGUGUAUCUGUCGGCUGAGAACUUUGACUCUAUGAAUGGCAAAAUAGCCGUGCAGGAGGAGCAAAUCGCGGAGUUCACCGAGAAGAUUUCGGUUCUGGAUGAUGAGUUCAAGACGCUGACGGACCUGUUCUCACACAGCAAGCAGGAGCUGGAGCUCUGUACAGACAGCAUGAAGGACUUGAAGCUGCAGCUGGAAGGAGCGCAGACUGAACUGCAGCAGACCAAGCUGAGGCUGAGUGAGGAGCAGUUCGUCGUAUCUGAGCUGGAGACCACAGAGGGGAAACUGUACAGCACUGCUGACAAGUUGUUGACUACGGUGACUGUCAGCACCAAAGAUGUCUCCGGUCUGCAUGAGAAACUGGACAGGAAGAAAGCAGUGGAUGAGCACAAUGCCGGAAUGCAGAAAAGCUUCGAAAUGCAGAUGGACACGGUGUUCAAGCAAAUGCAGAAGUCUGUGGACGAACAGUGUGUGAAGCACCAGGAAAUGUUCAGCUUCUACAAAAGCUCAGUCGCCGGUCUCUUGGAUGUCAGUACUACAGCGUUCAGUGAAGCCACAUCGACGGUUACCAAGUCUUUUAAAAGCAUCAAAGAUCUCGUCAACACCAGUGUGACCAAAUGCCAGGCCGAGAUGGAGGAGCAAGAAUCGCUGUGCCAGGAGGGAAAGGACCGCCUGAUUAAUAUUUUGGUGGAGCACAGGCUUGAAAUGGAGAACGGAAUAUUUGCAGUAAUCAUGCCCGGAUUUGCCGCUCUUAUGGAGAUGAAUGAAUCCUUGAAACGCACAUUGCAGAGUCAUUCUGUAGUGGCAGAAAAGAUUGAGUGCAUGAAGCAAGAGAUGAGCUCGUUCUUCACUGAUCACACGCAAGGCCUGGCCAGACUGCGAGAGACUGCGAACGCGGGGUUCAUCUCCCUGCAGGCCGAGAACGAGAAGCUGAAGCAGAUGAUCAGCAGCACGGGCAAAAAGCAGGAGGCGAGCAUUUCGCAGGUGCUUUCUUGCCUGCAGAACCAGCUGAACCUCCUGGCUUUGGAGACCAGAACGGAUUUCGGUCAGCUGUUGAGCCAGUCGGAAACCAUGCAGGAGCCUGCGGCGUCUCUGCAGAAGGACAUUCAAACGCAAUGUACAGCUGUGGAGCAGAGAGCCAUCGCCCAGCAGGGUCACAUCGAAGCCUCCACCGCCGGGCUUGCAGCUGAGCUUCGGCAAGCCACCGAGGAAGGCAGGCAGACACUGGAGGAGUCCUCCGGCCAGCACGGCUACCUGAAGGCCUCCGUCACCGAGCUGGGCGAGCAGAGCCUCACGUGGUGCGACACCGCCAGGGCCACCGCCAUCUCCCUGGCUGAAGAGCAGCUCUCCAAGAUGGCUGCCAGCAAGACCUCUGCACAGGCUCUUCAGCAGGGCGUGGAAGUGGGAUGUGGCGGUGCUGCCCGUGCUGUGAGCGAGCAGCUUAAACUACAGCAGAGCGUCGUCCGGGAAACGCUGGAGGUGCUGGAGAAGCAGGUCCGCUCGGACGAGGCCGCCCUCCAGCUCCACACCGCCGAGCUGGCCUCCCACCCGAGCAACGGGCUCUCCAAGGUCCGCACCUUCCUCAACGAGGAGCUCAAGCAGGACGUUCCCACAGGCAAAACCCCACAGCGCAAAGACUACGUCUACCCCAGGACCCUGGUGAGAAGCAGGAGGAGGGAGGAACUCCUCGAGUCUUUCAGCAAGCAGCAGCAGGAGCUUCAGGCAGCGCUGUCUUUCUGCGAGACCGUGCAGGAGGAGCAGGUUGAUGAGGAUUCGCUAGAGGAGGAGGUCAGCAGCUGCAACGACACUACCAUCCCUGAACAAUCUUAUGUCGAUGAGAACAUCAUGUGCUUAGAGAGUGGAAGAGUCCCCUUCUUCAAGCGUAAGAGAGGUGGCAAGAAAGACAAAUCUUCUCUCAAUCAUUCGAAGAUGACCGAAAAUGAGAGGGAGUCGCCCGUUCGAUCCAAGCUCCCACUGAGGGUUCAGAACUAGUGACCGAGUCCACUCCUGUUUUUUUAUGUCUAACUUUGUUUUGUGUGUAACUUUCUUUUAUCCUGUCUUUUCCUUCAAGACAUCUAAGAUCUUUUAAAUAUUUGAAAUCUUUUUCUUUGUGUAAAUGAAUUUAAGUCAUUUGUUUUUAAAAAAAAAUGUAAUAAAUGGGCGCAAUGGUGAGUAGGUUUUCCUUUUUUAUAUCAUUGUGAAUAAAUUGAUUUUAUUGUAUGUAAA
Messenger RNA from Anguilla rostrata (American eel), 3601 nucleotides. It is a transcript of the gene kif11, whose product is annotated as kinesin family member 11. Gene Ontology annotation, cellular component: nucleus; spindle microtubule; mitotic spindle. Bases 197 to 3367 code for a protein of 1056 amino acids. Gene Ontology annotation, biological process: microtubule-based movement; spindle elongation; mitotic spindle assembly. NCBI's taxonomy places the organism in Eukaryota, Metazoa, Chordata, Actinopteri, Anguilliformes, Anguillidae. The transcript is spliced from 23 exons. The record is from RefSeq and is a predicted model, not a curated record. Gene Ontology annotation, molecular function: ATP binding; microtubule binding; plus-end-directed microtubule motor activity.